Messenger RNA from Macaca mulatta (Rhesus monkey), 1679 nucleotides. Lineage: Eukaryota; Metazoa; Chordata; Mammalia; Primates; Cercopithecidae. The record is from RefSeq and is a predicted model, not a curated record.
GGUGAGGCAGAGCUACCCUGCCUGGGGAGCCUGGAAGGCUGAGCUGUGUCUCCCGUCUGCACUCCAAGACCAUUCCAGAAGCCCCUUGGACCUCUGGCUGCUGGUCACGGGGGAAGGUGGACCUUCCCUGAGAGCUGCACUGUGUUGGGGACAGGUGCAGCUACAGAGGCCUACAGAGGCCCCCCAGGCACAGGGACCCACAUCAGCCCUCCGGCCAACAGAAGGCAAGGCCAGGCGGGUGCUGCCUGGGACCCAGUGACUCAGCACCCCCGCCCAGAUCAGCUGGACUUUUGCCCCUGCUCCACCAGCCUCCUGCUUGGAUCUCUCCUGGGUCUCCCUGCUGUGCCCGUCCAGGAUGCAGGGAGCUUGGGCUCCCAGGGACCAGGGCCAGUCCCCUGGCAGGAUGAGCGCUCUAGGCCGGUCCUCAGUCAUCCUGCUCACCUACGUGCUGGCCGCCAUAGAACUUACCUGCCUCUUCAUGCAGUUCUCCGUCGUGCCAUACCUGUCUCGGAAACUGGGCCUGGAUUCCAUUGCCUUUGGCUACCUACAAACCACCUUUGGGGUGCUGCAGCUGCUGGGCGGUCCAGUGUUUGGCAGGUUCGCAGACCAGCGCGGGGCGCGGGCGGCGCUCACGCUCUCUUUCCUGGCUGCCUUGGCGCUCUACCUGCUCCUGGCAGCCGCCUCCAGCCCGGCCCUGCCCGGGGUCUACCUGCUCUUCGCCUCCCGACUGCCCGGAGCGCUCAUGCACACGCUGCCAGCUGCCCAGAUGGUCAUCACGGAUCUGUCUGCACCGGAGGAGCGGCCUGCGGCCCUGGGCCGGCUCGGCCUCUGCUUCGGCGUCGGCGUCAUCCUCGGCUCCCUGCUGGGCGGGACUCUGGUCUCCGCGUAUGGGAUUCAGUGCCCGGCCAUCCUGGCUGCCCUGGCCACCCUCCUGGGAGCUAUCCUCAGCUUCACCUGCAUCCCCGCCAGCACCAAAGGGACCAAAACUGACACUCAGACUCCACCGCCAGGCGGCCCCCGGGCCAGUGUGUUUGACCUGAAGGCCAUCGCCUCCCUGCUGCGGCUGCCAGAUGUCCCGAGGAUCUUCCUGGUCAAGGUGGCCUCCAACUUCCCCACAGGGCUCUUCAUGGUCAUGUUCUCCAUCAUCUCCAUGGACUUCUUCCAGCUGGAGGCCGCCCAAGCUGGCUACCUCAUGUCCUUCUUCGGGCUCCUCCAGAUGGUGACCCAGGGCCUGGUCAUCGGACAGCUGAGCAGCCACUUCUCGGAGGAGGCGCUGCUCCGGGCCAGCGUGCUGGCCUUCAUCGCGGUGGGACUGGCCAUGGCCUGGAUGUCCAGCGUCUUCCACUUCUGCCUCCUGGUACCCGGCCUGGUGUUCAGCCUCUGCACACUCAAUGUGGUCACCGACAGCAUGCUGACCAAGGCCGUCUCUGCCUCGGACACAGGGGCCAUGCUGGGCCUCUGUGCGUCUGUGCAGCCACUGCUCCGAACGCUGGGGCCCACCGUCGGCGGCUUCCUGUACCGAAGCUUUGGCGUCCCUAUCUUCGGCCACGUGCAGGUUGCUAUCAAUGUCCUUGUCCUUCUGGUCCUCUGGAGGAAACCUAUGCCCCAGAGGAAGGACAAAGUCCGGUGACUGCUGCCCAGACACAGACUGGCAAUAAACUCCUACUAAAUCCCUCCAA